Emiliania huxleyi CCMP1516 is the source of this 345-nucleotide messenger RNA. RefSeq lists its product as hypothetical. The record is from RefSeq and is a predicted model, not a curated record. The annotation marks the transcript as partial. Lineage: Eukaryota; Haptophyta; Isochrysidales; Noelaerhabdaceae. The transcript is spliced from 4 exons.
UAUUGGGCGGUGCGCGCCGCGGCGCCGCACUGGCUGUACGUCAUCCACGACUCGUUUCGGUGGUGGACCCCCCCCCCCCCCCGAAGGCGCGGCUACAUGCGCGGCUGCGACGGCGUCGCGCUCGACACGCACGCCCCCUCCCCCGGGACCCCGCCCGGCCCCCUCGCCUCGCAGGCGUGGUUCGACAUCCGGCCGCAGUCCGCCUUCCUCGACAACAUCUGCUCGUGGAGAGAUCGGAUCCGCUCGCUGCAGGACUCGGCCCUGCCUCUGCUCGUAGGCGAGUGGUCCCUCGCCACCGACAAUUGCGCCAUGUGGCUCAACGGCUUCCACGACAAUGCGCGCGGC